AUGACUACAGAGAACUUCACCUGGACCAGGGUUACUCCUACUGAAUUCAUCCUCCUGGGCAUCACGGAUCGCUGGGACCUACGAGUGACCCUCUUCCUGAUUUUCCUGCCAGUCUACCUGGUCAGCCUGCUGGGAAAUGUGGGCAUGGUGCUGCUGAUCCGUAUGGAUGCCCGGCUCCAAACACCUAUGUACUUUUUCCUGGCCAACCUCUCCCUGCUGGAUGCCUGCUAUUCCUCAGCCAUCGGCCCCAAGAUGCUAGUGGACUUGCUGCUGCCCCACGCCACUAUUCCUUACAUAGCCUGUGCCCUCCAGAUGUUUGUGUUUGCAGGGCUGGCUGAUGCUGAGUGUUGCCUGUUGGCAGCCAUGGCCUAUGACCGCUAUGUGGCCAUCAGAAACCCUCUCCUCUACACAACAGCCAUGUCUCGGUGUGUAUGCCUGGCCUUGCUGGGAGCAUCAGGUCUGAGUGGGGCAGUGAGUGCCUUUGUCCACACAACCCUCACCUUCCGCCUGAACUUCUGCCAGUCUCGGGAGGUCAACAGCUUCUUCUGUGAUAUCCCUCCACUGCUGGCCAUCUCUUGCAAUGACACCAGUCUCAAUGAGCUCCUCCUCUUCACUGUCUGUGGCUUCAUCCAGACAGCCACUGUGUUGGUCAUUGCCGUGUCAUAUGGUUUCAUUGCUGGGGCUGUGAUUCGCAUGCAUUCGGCAGAAGGCCGUCAGCGAGCAGCCUCUACCUGUGGCUCUCACCUCACAGCUGUGGCCAUGCUGUACGGAACACUUACUUUCAUGUACCUGCGUCCCAGCUCCAGCUAUGCCCUGGAUACCGACAAGAUGGCAUCUGUGUUCUACACUCUUGUCAUCCCAGCUCUCAACCCGCUCAUCUACAGCCUCCGCAACAAGGAGGUCAAGGAGGCAGUCAGAAAGACUUGGAGCCGAUUCUGCUGCCCUGGUCCAGAGCACUAA
Molecule: messenger RNA, 960 nt
Organism: Canis lupus familiaris (dog)
Lineage: Eukaryota; Metazoa; Chordata; Mammalia; Carnivora; Canidae
Gene: OR5C1
Product: olfactory receptor family 5 subfamily C member 1
Exons: 1
Coding region: 1-960 (319 amino acids)
Biological process (GO): sensory perception of smell; G protein-coupled receptor signaling pathway
Cellular component (GO): membrane
Molecular function (GO): olfactory receptor activity; odorant binding; G protein-coupled receptor activity
Source: RefSeq, a predicted model, not a curated record